Messenger RNA from Halichondria panicea, 1316 nucleotides. RefSeq lists its product as uncharacterized. Lineage: Eukaryota; Metazoa; Porifera; Demospongiae; Suberitida; Halichondriidae. The record is from RefSeq and is a predicted model, not a curated record. The transcript has a single exon. The coding region runs from base 1 to 1122 and encodes 373 amino acids.
AUGGUCAAGGGAGAGCUUGUGGAGGCGAUAUUUGCAAAAGUACUUGAGGAGAAAGAAUAUCCAAUUCACCCAGACAAUGUGCAAGAAUUUUGUGCCGCAAAAGAGCGUGAGGAAAGCAGGCGUGUGCAAAUUGCCAUUAUUCCUUUGAAGAUAAGUAUUAGUGAUCUAUUGGAGCCUGUUACGCCCCUUCUCCGCCCAAUCAGCGAUUUCUUGUGCACUGAUUACGGCACAAAACACGUUGGUCUCAUGGUUGGUGAUGUUUUCCUUGAAUGGGGUCAUGAAGGUCUGGUUAAACCGGUUAUUCUUAAAGAUGGUGAAAAUGGUGAAAAAGUUUACCCAAAUGGUGAAAAAGUUUACCCAGAUGGUGAAGUCCGUGACGUUACCAAAGAUUGUCCACAUAACAUCGCAGCUGAUAAAAAGGCACCUCACGAUAGUUUACAAUUGAAAACAGCAACAGAAGAAGAUGCUUAUCUUCGUCAGUUUAUAGAGGACAAGAAAACCAUUUUUAAAGAGCUAGCUAAGGUGAUUUCAAGGUACAAUACCAGGUUUCACUACCAUCCAACAUCCCGUAACUGCCAAGGAUUUGUUCGCGAUGCUCUGAAGGCCCUUGGAAUUGAUAACAAACCAGAAACUCCUCAGCCAAAUCCACAGCUUCAAGAGCUUCAGUCUAAGAAGAGUAAGAGUAUGCCAUCAGGUUUCCCCAGGCAUGAAGAUCUUGAUGCUUAUCUCAUGAAUCAAACGCUAGACUGGUUUGAGAAAUUGGACGCAGGAAGCUUCGAGUUCUUAAAACGUUCCUAUUCGCUUUUCCAUGGUGAUACUGCCUGCGACAGGCCGACCUGCAAAGCUCGUAUUUUGGAUGAUAGAGUUGCUAAUAAACCACCAACUCCCGAACCAAAUCCACAGCUUCUGUCUAAGAAAAGCAAGGGUGUGCCAUCAAGUUUCGCCAGGCAUGAAGAUCUUGAUGAUUAUCUAGUUGAACAAAAGCAAGAUAAUUUUAAAAAAUUGGACGCAGACAGCUUUGAGUCCCUACAACUUUCUUAUUUUCAUUUUCAUGGUGAUGAUGUGUGCCACAGACCAACCUGCCAAGCUCCUCUUCUAGCUGAUGUGUUGGGCGCCACUUAAACUUAUAGGUCCAUACUUUUAUAACAUUAAUUUGCUGUAGAUCUUUAUUUUGUAUUCUGUGUGUAGCCAUAAUUUGUAUGUGCCUAUAAUAAUUAUGUCGCUUCUACAUGUAUAAUUAAUCAUUGCCUUUUUUGUAACAAUUAUGUCAUAUGCUUGAAAACUCCCUGUCUCAAUGAAUAUCAUCAACUGCUUAA